UUCAAAUAUCCAUGUUCAAUAUGAGAAUUUUAUGAAAUCCCCCCUCUGGACAAAUGUGUAGUUUUAUUUGAGCAAAGUGUUGUGAGAGAUCUGCAUGAAAGAGCUCACUAAUGUAUACAGCCAGGGCAUUGAGCUAUAAAUAGCACCUGUGAUGCAGACUGAAGAAAAUCAUGGUGGAAAAAAUUUCUGAAGGAUUCCAGAGUCAUUUGAAAGAAAACAGUCAAAGGAACAGAAAAAGUGAUUUUUGAAUCAGAUGUGCUAACAGCCUGAUAUCAAAACAGUUGAAGAAUUUGGCUGUGUCCCAUCAUGGGAGACCUUCCAUUUUCCUUGCCACUGCUGCCCCCUAGUCCCGCUUCUGAUUGGUCCGUUCCUCUGCUGUUGGAACCAGGAGAAAAUGAUGACACCCGCAUGUUUUCCAUGGAUGGUCUUGUCAACAGUGAAAGACAGCAAGAAUACACAACUGUAGAUGGCGCCAGUGUUAGGGAUAAUCCCAGUCAAGAGAUGGCAGUGCAGGGUAGCUCACAAGGACACUUCGCCAUAGGAAAUGGUAGUGGACUGCUAGAUGACAGCACCAAAGGCUGCAACAAACCAGUAGAUGGCACUUCUUCUCAAGGAGGGCAACAGAACAGUGGUUACCCUUUUCCAAGUUCACAACAAUGUGUCUCUAGUACUGCAAUGACUGGAGGGGAUAAAACUGAGCUUGAAGACCAGGAGAGCAAUGUAUUUCAUAAGAUGGAGAGCAUUCUCUCAGAACAGGACAGAUAUGAAGAAUCCACUAUGGCAGUACUGGCAGAGCUCCAGGCAUUGGCGGAGGACAGUGCAACAUUUCAACCUAUGCAGCAUAGUGCUGUUACCACACAAAAUAGAGAUCUGAAUAUACAGGAUCAACCCCCAAAACCAAGCCUUUCUACCUGUUGGGAUAGUGGUCAUAUUGGUGACCCUCCUGCUCAAGGGAAUGUUUCUGAACCCAGCGUCCCAUUAACACCUUGUGAGGAAGGGGAUAUUCAACCUUUAAGGAAGGAUGCACCCCAAGCAGAUGCCCAAAAUGAGAAUGCUAAUGUUUCAGAUACAUUGUUGAGCCCCAUAACAUCUGACAUUGGCGCAGAGGCAGACCCAGUACUUGUUAAGGCUGGAUCAUUUUCUGUGGAAAGUAACGAUAGUACAGCCAUGGAAACUGCUGCGGCAACAGGGGAUAAAAUUGGUGCUGAAACCAUGGAGACUGGGGAUAUAACAGGUGCUGAGACUGUGGAAACUGGUGUUCUUCCAGGUCCAGAAGCUAAGAAUGAAACAGAGAAAGUUCAUGUAGAACUUGAAAGUAAAACGAUGUGUGCAGGAUCCAUGGCAGUAGGUGAUGCACCAAAUGAACAGGAUAAGAUAAAACCUGAUAAAGCACACUUGGAAUCCACAGCUACAGACAGCAAAACAAAUACACCAACCUUAGAUAUGCAGAGAGAGACAAGUCCAGUGGUUAUGGAAAUUGAUGACAAGAACACCCCAGGUUCCAUAUUAAACAGUGAUGUAAGUUUAACAAGCUCUGCAAAAAUGACAAGUUCCCCUUCCCCUUCAUCUCCACGGAGGCUACUUACCCACAGUUCCGAGAGGAAAAGGUCAUCACCUAAUCCUAGUACUGCGGUGAGGUAUGAAAUACAUUGUGGAAAAAUAAUGUUCAAAAGGCGUGCAAAGGAUGGCGAGGCUUCAUCAACUCCGCAGUCAAAACAACAGCCUCGCAGAUCAAGAAGGAGAACGGUGGUAAAAAGUGAACCUGUUUCUCAUUCAAGAGGGAGGCAUGGAAGUUAUCGUAGCACCAGUCCAAGAGAUGAUGGAGUUGUAGAAACUGCAAUGAAAGGAAAGGAAUGUAAAAAAAGUCGAGAUGUCACUGAGGAUGGUAACUCAACAGUUUCCAACAUAAAAAUUUCAAGACUGUCUGGCUGCAAAGAUGCUUCUCUAGCAACUGACCUUGACCCUAAAGUUGACCUCGAACAUCCACCUGCUGUGGCAGAGUUGAGCCCCAGCAUGCCUGUGCUUGAACCUGAAGAUGUGGACCUUUUGAAUGUUAAUGAACAGCAAAAUGAGAAAGAAGCAACCAAAUCCUCUUCUGUACCCGCCAUAGAUGAGGUUUUCACGAAGGCAGGUAAUUCUCAGUCAGGAAAGAUGGAUGCAGGGGAAGGAGUGGCAGAUAAGGUGGAGGCACCUGUUGUCAAAAAUAUCCCUCAUAGCAACGUCCAGGAUAUAGGUGGCACUGGGACAAAAGGAACUGAAUGCACUGAAGGGCUUAAAAGUGCAAUGGAAGCUGACCAAGAAAAAACAGCAAGUUCGAUAACAAAGAAAAAAAUUGAUGCCCACAAGCCAAAGCAGGGUUACACCUUAGAUGUUGAGCCAGUUUUUGAAAAGAUAAAUUCUUGGUUGAGUAAUGCGGAUACAAAAAUUGUCAUGCUACCAGAGGCACAACAGAAUGUAACACCAAAUGUUUGCCAAACAGCUGAUGAAUUUCAGAAAGGAACAACAGCUUCUGGGACCACAAAACCAGCUGAAGUGGGUAGUUUGGUCGGGCUGAGUGCGAAGAGUGAUGUUGGAAAUGCUCAAAAUGUGAAGUCAUGUCUGAUGGAGUCUAAUGACCCUGCAAGCAUUAAAGUACAAUUUUCGGAAACAAUUGAGCAUGUAAAGGGGAAUUUAUCCACAUUGGCUGGGGAGGUUAUUGGCAGUAAGCAAAAAGAAGGCAGCCUUACUGUACAGACAUCUGGAACAAAGGAAAUGGUCCACAGUGCACCAUCUCAGAAGCAAAACGUCAGUAACCUUCAGCAACCAGUUUCUAAGGAGGAUGGACCUACAGUUUCACCACAAACUAUAUCGAAGAAAAGAGAAGAGGAAAAUGUAAAUGCUAGUACAGGCAAGACAACAAGAAUUGUGAAACAGCCUUCAAAAGUCUCAAGGUGUGAACAAGAAAAGUCUCAGAAAACAGGAAACACACAGACACGCAGAAGAGUUGACCCUAGAUAUGUGAGCCCUAGACCCACCACCAGACCUCGAUAUGUCACCAUUCCAGACCAAUUUGACCAAGUUUUGUCUUUGGACCUAGGUCAAAGCUCAACAUUUGACCUUGGCCAAGGAUUGUCAUUUGACCUUGGUGAAGGGUCAUCAUAUGACCUAGGUCAAGUGUCAUCAUUUGACCUUGGCGAAGGGUCAUCAUUUGACCUUGGCCAGGGAUCUCAGGAUGAAACUGAUGACAUUCUAGAACUGGAGAAUUCUAUUCAGGAGUGCAUUAGCGCUAUUAUGAAGGGUGGCGGAGGAGAAGAUAUUCUGAAGGAAACAACUGGCAAAAGGAGGCAGGCUGCACCUCUGCCUGUCCAGAAAACUAGGAGCCCAAGAAGAGCACCGCAACGAAGAAGGUCCAGAGCCAUGAUAAAGAGAACUCAUCCCCGUCCUGAGCAACACUCGCCACCUCCCAUUAAGAGGAGGGAUCUGGAAACUAGUCAGGAAAAGGAAGCCUUGGUUACACAAGAAAGUACAAAAUCCCAGAUUAAGGACAAUGUUGAUGCUGAUACUAAAACUGAAUCUGCACCAAACAUUGCCGAAGGUGAGGCUGUUAUAGAGUCAGAGCCUUUAGAGAAACAGACAAGUGAGUCCCAGUCAGAUGAAAUGUCUUCAAAGCAACAACAGACUUCACUCCUGCCUCAGCAAACUAAUUCCAGUGAGAAGAAAAAGUCCACACAAAGGAGGACUUCAGGGAGAAAAAGAAAAGUUACUUUCAACUUAAACCCUGAGACAGUUUCUGUAGAGGAUAGAGCUGAACAAACUCAAAGUUUAGCAGACACAGGUCCUCCUGUGCUAGAGAUGGAAGAACCUUUGCAUCCACUUGAAGAAAAUGAAGGUGUGGAAGUACCUGGUUGUCACCAUGCCGUGAUUGAUUCCAGCAGGUCUUCAGACAGUAAAAGUGAACCAACAUUAGGUCAGGCUGAAAAUAUUCCCCCUAAAGAUGAGGGCCAAAAUUUAGUAGAAAAUACAAAUUUAGAAGAAUCUGAUCAACUUUUGAAUCCAGUCAAGGCACCGUCUGUGCAAGAAAAACCAGGAACAACAGAACAAACGUUGAAGGCUAAUGACCAGGAAACAGCUAAGGAAAAUUCACAGCAAGAUGAAACAGAAAUAUCAUCUGACAAACCAGAAUUGACGCCUGAUGAACAGGGUUCAUCAAAAGAAGAUUUGGUGACAGUGGGGUCUCCAGAGUUUCAGUUUGAGCUGCAGGACUAUCAUUGUGUUAAGGGUCGCCUAGGCCGAAUGAUAUAUCGUUGCGACAUAUGUCAGGGAAUAUAUCGCCAUGCUUUUAGCCUGAAGAGACAUUACAUGCGCAUUCAUAUUAACCCUAAGUACCUUUCUGGACCAGAACAUGGAACAGAUGGUGAUGGCUCAAGAAUUAAAUGUGGAGAAGCACCCAAACUGGAAGGUGGAGAGAAAUAUAAAUAUGAAACUGAAAAGGUACCCAAAAAAGAAACUGGUGAAGAAUCUAAAUAUGAAAAAGAAAGUGAAAAAGCAUUGAAAAAAGAAAGUUAUGAAAAAUCCAAAUAUGAAAUGGGAAAGAAGGGUAAAGGUAGCAGUGGAGAAGUGAUGGAAAUUGACAACAAGGAAGUGCAUGAAAUUGAAAGUAGAGAGUUAGAUGAAAGCGAAAGGAAACAACAGCAAAAGGAGUUUGAAACACAGGAUGAAACAUCUGAAAAAACAGCCAGUCACGUUGAGCUGUUUGAAAGUGAAACUGAUCCUGUCGUAGUUAAUAUUGAUAAAGAAAGGACAGAUAACUUGAAAGAACUUAAAUCAAGCAAAGAACCAUACAAAAAUGAAGACAAAUCUGAAGGAACCAAAAACUUGUCAACAUGUGAAACUGGAAUAGAAGACUCCUCAAAUGAAAUAGAAAUAGUAGAACACCAUAACAUUGAUACCAUUAGGCAUCAAAAUAGAUGUGGAGAAAAUGAAAAUGAUACAGAGGGAUCCAGGAGUCCUUGUGGAAAGCCAGAAAACCCAAAGAAUUUUGACACAAAUGAAGAAGCAAUUGCACUUGAAAUGGAAACUUGUGAAAAUACAAACUCACAAAAGAUACAGACAUGGAAAACAAAUUUGGAGCAAAACCAAAUGGAGACAAAAAAGACACAUACCAAAGUAGUUGCUGAUGCUGCCACAGCCAAAGAUGAGCAAAUUGAUUUUGGUAAUGAAGCAGCUUUAACAACCAGGGAAACACAUCAUAACGACAACCCGCUCGAUGAUGGACAUAUUAAAGACAAUACAGAACCCACUUGCAUUAAGGCAGGGAGUGAUGAUACAGAACCCAGCAGUGUUCUCAGUGUGGAUAUACCAGUGAGUUCCACGCAAGGUAAUAAAGAUGAGCCACAAAAUAGAAGCAGACCUGUGGAAAUCCAGGUUGCAACUUUAGACAGGCGUAGUGAAGAUUUACCAGGGAAUGGAAAUGAUGGAGGUGAUGUGAGUGAAGCUGUCAGUGGUGACCAAUCUGUUGACAAAUCAGAACUAAUUGGAGAUAGGCCUAAGAGCACAAAGCAAGAACCUGAAACUAGUGCACAUCCCAUGAACCAUGAAGUCCUAACAGGUUUGGAAGAUGUUGACAAAGCUGCACCAAAUGAUGAUAAUGCACCACUUGGUAACACAGUUGCACCUGGUGAAAUGCAAGAUAUGGAGAGGUCAUUAACAAAUCCUGGCAAUACAAACCCUAGUGACGCACCAGAUGACCGCAAGGAAAAGUGUGAAAGCGAUGUGCAAGACAAUGGAAACGUGGUGUUCAAGAACAUAACAAGUACUGGGAUGGCCGUCACUGAUGUGGGUACUGAUCCAGUUAACCUUAAACAAGCUAACCCUUACAGUGAAUACCCAGAUGAAGAAACAGCUGAACCCACUGGUGAAACUUCCCAAACAUGCUCUGAUUUUCCAGAAUUGGCUUCACCAGAAGACAAAACUAACCCUGAGCAUUUUGAAGACUUGCAAGUUACACAGAAAAGUCAACCCACUGCCGAAAUGUUGCAAACACGUGGUGGCUGUCUAGAUGUAAACAUAACUAAACUGGCUGUUGGAUCAUGUCAGUUUAGUGCUGGACCGGGAGAUCAGGCUCCAGUGAAAUCUGCUGGUGAAAGGCCUGUACCACUAAAUAAAGACAAGGCUGAACUUGCCCCUGAAACGUCUCAACUAAGACCUGAAUCACCCAGAGAGAAAACAGAGAGGCCUGCUUUUCAAACAUCCCCAUCUUGUGCUGAUUCACUAUAUGUUGACACAAUUGAUUCAAAACAUGAAUGUUCUCAACCCAUUGAUAUUUCUAGUCAUGAGUUACCAGAUGAAAGCAAGAUGAAACUCUCGUUAACUAACACUGAUACAGAAAAACCUAGUGUGGAAGCUUUGGAUAAUGACUCUGUAGUUCUUUCUGCCAUUCACUUAGAUAAUGAAAUAGCAACAGCUUGUGAGGAACCAAAAAACAAUAAGAGUGUAAGUAAUCAUAGUGAAAUGGGAAUGUGUAUUGCAACACCCAGUGACUAUGACUUUGAAAAGGAAAAUGAUUCAAAUGCUCAUAGUGCUGAUGAUCAGGAUGUUGAUUUAUCUUUGACUGGUGGAGAUAAACAUUGUGAAGAACAAGACAGUGCAAAGGAUGUUGACAGUGACUAUGAAAAGGAUGGCAAACCAACAAGUGCUAGAGGUUUUACUCCAGGUGGUGACAAGUUAACCCACAGUGACAACACAUUCAAGCAUGACACAGCAGUUGUGGCAGUUGCCCCAAACAGAGGCAAAGCAGAGCUUGCUGCACAUUCACCAAGUUUAGAUAUACCAAUACCAGAUGAUGAUAUGGUUUUAGAUAAUGAAACUGCUAGUUGUGUGGCAAACACUGAAACUGGUGGAAUACAGAAAGGCUCUGUGAUCUCAAACGAGCACCUGUCUCAUGGUAACCGUGAAGGAGCAAAGGACGAGUCAUCAUCAGGCACCAGUGUGGUUCCCAGUACUGAAGAGCAAGGCGAUGAAAAGGCAAAGUCCUCUCUUGAUGCAGGUGCUACAACACCAACAGACACCAUUGUGGUCCACAGAAGGGAAGCGCACGAUGACAAGAAUGACACACCUUGCAGGGAUGAAAUAAGUAAUGCAUCAGCAAGUCUCAGUGUGCCCCUCAAAAGUCAAGAAAGAGAACAUGAUGAAAGGGCUGAAGUUUGUGAUGAUGGGUCAUUCUGUGAUCAAAGUAAUUCCGGGAGAGAUGACCUCGAUGGUAAAAACUCUGUUACUUGUUUGGAGGAUUCAGUUGAAAACAAAACAGGAUCUUGUGUCAGUGGAUCCUCUGAAAAAGAUGCACCAAGCAAAGUGGCAAAUCUUAAUCAAGAAGAGAUAAAACAUGAAAGAGUGAUACGUAUCGACAAGGAACUUGAGAAAAGACCAGAAUGUAAUGAAACUGAAGAACCGGCCCAGCAUGAUCAGGUGGCACCAUUAAGUGCUGAAGUCCCAGGUUGCAGAGAGAGAGAACCCGAUAUGAUUGAUGACUGCAAUGUGGACCUCACUGCUGAUUCUAAGGUUGAAGACAGAGUUGAUGGCAGAGGCAUUAGCACAGAGGACAGCGUAAUGGGUUUCAGAAGAAAACCUCACAAACCUGACAGUUCAGAAACCAGUGAGGUAUUAGCUCAUCGCGAUGAAGUCCCUGGUGGUGAUCUCACUUGUGAUGAAUAUACUGUGUCCCCUUCAAAAUUAGUGUGCAGUCAAAUAUCUAGUGGGCAAACCUUACUGAAGCCGACUGAUGGGGAUCUGACAGCCACAAUGCAGGCAGAAAAGAAAGCAGGCUACCUUGAACAGAAUGAAAAAGAGCAACCAAAGGAGCCAAGGGCCAGAGACCCUGCUAGCAGUAUUGGAAGAACAACAACACAGAUGGAUGACUCUAUCACAAUCAAGGAAACCAACUUUCCCGAGAACAACUUUCCAGAUGUUGUUGAGGGAGAUCUCAAGUCAACAGGCUUUGUUGAUAUUAGUUUGACAAAGUUAAUAAGUAAGGACACCCCUGAUAGUAGAAUGCAAGCACCAGUGGAUAAGAAGCCAAUAGCUUCCUCUUUCCAAAACUCUGAUGAUAAUAGUGAAAGGACCAAAAUGGCUAUCCUGAAUGUGCAAACUGGUAGUGAUUAUGAGAACAAAGAUGACAAGGCCAACUUGAUACCUUUAAAUGACUUAACAAGUGGGUCUGUGCCAAGCACUUUGAUUUCUUUAGACAGCAGUGAGUCCAGUUCAAGAGAACACACAUUAUUGGAUUUCAGCAGUCAGCAGCAUUCAACUAAAGAGACUUCUCUGGAAAAUGUAACAGCUGCUGCUUCAGUACCUUUAGCUACCAGCGGUGCUCAGUCUGCAACUCCUGAUGUCACUGUUGAACAUUUACCCGAUUCAUGGGAUGGUGAUCACCAGCCCCAAAACAUGACCAACUCUGAAAGUACCUUGGACCCAGUGUCAGUUGUUUCCUCUGGUAGUGCUGAUGAAUGUAACCCUGUUCACCAGACCCCACCCACUCUUGACUCACAGACUUUGAAUACAGAUGCCCAGAGCUCAGUAGACCCUUUGAAUGCCGUUUCCGCAGGGGAUACUGAGGAUGGAACACCGUCACAUAAUUUGACUAGUGAAAGUACACCUUUGGCAAACAGUAAUCUGCAAGCACCUGUCCUCGAUAUGCCUGGUUUGUUUAAGUGCAACCUUUGUACAGAGACAUUUAACAGUGCACAAGAGCUAAGAGAGCACCUGACCAACCACCCGGCCCUUCCAGGAAAGGAGACAUUCGCCUGCACCCAGUGCCAGAUGAAGUUUACCAGCAAGCCUAACCUCAUGAGGCAUCAGAUUGUACACACAGGAGCCAAGCCAUAUGAAUGUCAGAAAUGUGGACAAGACUUUCCAACUGUGACUCACAUGCGUAGACACGUGCAGAAAAUGCAUUGCGGCAACCAGCAAAACCAACAUCAGUGUGAUAAAUGUACUGAGUCGUUUGCUCGAAAAGUCCUGUUGAUGAAACAUAUUUCAAAAGAGCACAGCCAUGAUUGUGAGACCUUAACUAAAGGUGCAAAAGCAGAUGAAGUUGCUAUAGGCCCUGAUGAGUCGAUUGCCUGUCCUGAACAAGAGAGUGUUUGCACAGCUGAGGAAGAGAGAAUGUCCACUGAAGCUGAAUCUCCAGUGCCAGACACUGCAGGGGAAGAUGUGGGCCAAAUUACAGAAAUAACCAAUAAGGAAGAUGUUGUAAGCUGCAGUAGUAGAUAUGAGGAGAAGCAAGGCAGCGAAAAUGAUGAGGGCAGCACUUCCAGUGAUGGUUUGAAGACAGGCCACAAUGGCCAGCAACAUCUCACAGUGAAACACAAUCUUCGACAAACUCGACAAAGAGAGCAGAAAGACAGCUCUAGAGGUGAAACCACAUCCACUUUUUCAUAUCAGUGCAUUGUGUGUAAAAAGCGUUUCCCAACUUACAGCCAAAUGUGUCGCCAUCGCAGAAUGGCCCAUGAGCGACCAAAGGCCUUGAUCUCACGUGAGAAGGAGAAGAAAUCCAAACCGCCUCCUAAAGAUAAUGAUGACUCUGGUGAACAGGAUCUGAACUCCAGAAUUACUUUUUAUGCUCAUAUCAGUAGCAAUGUGGCUGAGAACCUAAGAUUUUAUUUAGAUGGCAAGGAUGAUGCUCUUUCCAAUUUCCACAAGCAUUUAAGGCAUUAUGAUAAAGUGCAUGGAUUUGGAAUUUUACCAGAGCCAAAGUCCGUAAAGCUGGACCUCAAGAAGUUCAAUUUUACUGAUGAGGAGAUUGAACUAAUUGAAAAAGAACAAGAAGAUAGGAGACUUGGUCAGCAGGAACAGCUACAAGGGAUGGACCAAAAUUCGGCCACAGGCAAAGUUAUAAUGAAUGAUGCAUUACAGGCAGAACAGCAUGGAGCAAAUUCAGAAGAAUGUGAAAAUGAUAAUUCACAAAGUGCAGAAGUAUGUCCUUCUGAAAAUGUCACAGUGUGUGCUAUAUCACAUCAUCUGGCACAUGCUAAUGAACAUAGUAUGUCUUUGAACAGGCAGGAGAAAGAGGGAGGCCCACCAAAUCCUUCAGUGAGUACAUCUGUGGGCAUGCAAGAGAAGGAGCAUGGUCCACCAAGUCCUACAAUGAGUUCGUCUUUGGGUAGGCAGGGGAAUGAGGAAGUUUCACCAAGUCUUACAAUGGAAGGAGGAUGUUGGGGUGAAAAGGCUGAUGAAGAGGCACACCAAAUUACUAAAGUAACUGAAAAAUGUAUAGAAAACCAGGGGGAAAGCAAUAUGGAGGUCACCAAUAUUCAAUGCGCUGUUUCGGAAGAAAAGGGAAGAAAUGAUGCAGUUCCUUCCUGGAAACAAGCUUCUUUAAAUGAAAAAAGUGAAGUGUCUCAAUUAAAAGGGAACUCUACUGAGGUUAACCAAAGUGAAUACCCAAAGCCUGAAUCAGAUUCAAAGUCCAUUCCUACCAAAGCUCUGAAAGCUUCUUUGGCACCUGAUCAAGAAGAAAAUAUUAAUACAAAAUCCACAGAGAUGUUGCCUGUAUUACCACCUAGUGCCGCAGAACAAAAUGAUUGCCAUUGUGAAGGUCAAAAUCAGGAUAAGGAUACUUCUAUAGAGAAAGAGCAGAGCAAAUCACAGGUCAGUGGUGAUACUGUAGGUGGGGAAAUACCCGUCAACAUAGCAGAGGACAAAAAGACAACUAUCCCAGCACUACCAAGUAGCAUCAAAUCAGAUCAGUCCUCUCAGAUAUUUAGAAAAGAAGACAACACGCAAUCAAAUUCCAACAAAGCUACAAGUGAAAGAGAAAAAAAAGUUUUUGGGCCACAGGUAGAAGGAGGACAGUCACAAGUGUUGGAGUCAGCUCAAUCAGAAGAAACAGAUGGACAAAACUCGACUGAAGGAAAAUACAAGAAGCUGCCACUUAUUCACAGAUGUCCAGUCUGCAAGAUAACCUUUGACAUUGCUGCCGACUAUAUCAACCACCUGAAAAAGAUCCAUGGCAUUGAGCUCCCAGAGGAUCUUCCAGAAGAAGACCCCAAAUUGACAACUGAGGUAGAUGGGUCGAAGCAAACACAGAGUAAGACAAAACUUGCAAGGAACAUGGAGAAAAUCCGUUCCCUUAGGUCAUUCAGGAGAGGACAAUCUCUGCAAAGCAUCCAACAGAAGAGUAUUACAGAGGGCGGUGGCAAGGGAGAUGUGGAUGAAUCUUCGAGGAAUACAAGGUUUGAUGAAGUCUCACAGUGGGACCAGGGAGUGGAGCAAUAUGGUCGCUACCCUGUCCAGAGACGGUAUAUUUGUUUGGUUUGCUGGCAGGAUUUCCCAGACUUUGACACAAUAUUUGAACAUGAAGUUGCCGAUCAUCCUAACAUAUACUGCCGCCACAUUAUGAUAGAGAAAGCUUUUGAGUGCCAUGUGUUCAAGCAUGUCCACAAGCAAACCAAACAAGUGGCAACAUCCUACAACAUGACAGCAGGGAGUGGUUUAGAGUCAAAAUGGACCCCCACUACCGAGAAGAGCCCCAUGUUGCAGAAACCUAGACCAGCAACCUGUACUAAAUGUGGAAAAGCAUUUGACAAAAUGGCUGAUCUCCAUGCUCAUAUCAUAGAUGAUUGUGCAAGUAGGGGCUCCUUAGGGAGUGCUCAUGUGGGGGCCUCAGAAGGGGUUGUCAAGACGAUAGAGGACAAGACAAAAAGAAGGGGAAUCAAACACCGGAAUAGUUAAUCUACAGGUAGUCUCAACGGAAGUA
Lingula anatina is the source of this 11731-nucleotide messenger RNA. RefSeq lists its product as uncharacterized. The record is from RefSeq and is a predicted model, not a curated record. Gene Ontology annotation, cellular component: nucleus. Gene Ontology annotation, biological process: regulation of transcription by RNA polymerase II. Lineage: Eukaryota; Metazoa; Brachiopoda; Lingulata; Lingulida; Lingulidae. Gene Ontology annotation, molecular function: DNA-binding transcription factor activity, RNA polymerase II-specific; RNA polymerase II cis-regulatory region sequence-specific DNA binding.